Mytilus californianus (California mussel) is the source of this 6992-nucleotide messenger RNA. RefSeq names its product ensconsin-like. The record is from RefSeq and is a predicted model, not a curated record. NCBI's taxonomy places the organism in Eukaryota, Metazoa, Mollusca, Bivalvia, Mytilida, Mytilidae. The coding region runs from base 168 to 1034 and encodes 288 amino acids. The transcript has 8 exons.
GUCACGGGCACCUGUUUCCUGUAACGUGCAUUCCAACUACUGUGAAAAAGUCUUCGGAGCAUGAAUCUUUAUAAUUGUUUUUAGUGAAUUCGUUGUGAUUUAUUUAAAAGAAACAUAAUUGGUUUGCAGUUUAUCAUCAUUAGUUACAGAGUGAUGGUAUUGUAAUCAUGGGCUGUGGAUCAUCCAGAGUUAACCCCGAUGGGGAAAAAGAAGCUGCCACACCCAGACCUAACCCAAACAAGAGCAGAAAUGGAUUAGUACCGAAUGGAGAAACUAAAACAUUUGAUAAGAAGACAGCCGUGGAUACUAAUGCUAACAUUCCCAGCCAAAAACCAGUUCCAAAGUCUGUGGCUUUUGAAGUUUUAUUGGAUGAGCGUAAAACAGACAGUUUGAUAAAGAAACAUCCUCCAAUGAGAAUUCAGAAAUUAGAACCUUUGAGCUUACCGAUUCUUACUCCAGAAAUGUUAGCAGAAAAACAGAGACUGGCUGAUGAAAAACGAGAAAGGGAAUUGCAAAAAAGAGCAAGUGCAUCUAGAAAGAAGUCACAGAGAAGGAGAGAAAUUCUGAAAGCUCAAGAAAUAGCACAAGACUUACAGCAAAAGGAGGUUCAGCAAGAGUUUUUAACUAGAGAAAAAACAGUAGAAAAUUUAAGGUCUGCAAAAUUAGCAGAAAUACAAGAAAAACAAAGAUUACAAGAAGAAAGAAGAAAAAGAACAAGAGAAAGGGCCAAGAAAUUGAACCAAGAAGAUCAACAGGAAGUAGGAAUGUUGGAGGUUGAAAAAGACGACCAUUAUAAUGCUGAUGAUGCGGAUUCAUGGCUGAAUGGAGAUGAUAAUAAUAAUGACAAUCCAUCAGAACCGGGCGAUAGAGUCUAUAAUGGCCGAACAAGCCCAUCUAAAAACAUGAAUCAUAGAGAGUGUCCUCCUAGUGCUUCAACUGUUGAUAGUUUUGACAAUGCUUAUAAUCGUAAAACAAGUGGUAAAACUCGUGCAGAACAGAUAACUUCACAAACUGACGAUUUCUUUGACUCUUGAUGACAAGAUUCAGUCAUGUGACCUUGUUCCGUAGAUAGUAUCUCGACGGUUUUGGCCUGUCUCUCUGUGUCAUAUUUCAUAGUAUAACUGUAGUGAUGAGAUACAUGUAGUACCCUACAAUUGAAGUGGAUUUAGUCAUUAUCACUUGUUCACACUUGGGUUAGCCAACAAAUUCGUAAAACUCAAAGUUUACACACACAAAGUCUUGUGCCUACAAAUUGGGUCAGACUUGUCCUGCCUUUUUUUUUUAAAUUAGUUUAACACUUGUUUCUAUAUAUAUAAUUGAAAACUUGAGUGGGUCUGGUUCAUUUUGUGUAGGGUAGAAAUGACAUAAUCCACAUGUAGUGUAGAGUAUGUGCAGUCUGACAGUCCGACUCUGACUGAUCUAGUAUUGUUAUCAUCAUUUAUAUUUUUCUACAGUUUGUUCAUACUUUUAUAUUUUGUAGGUUUUUUUUAUACAAAUGUAACAGUAAAUUCAGGAAUUAUUGAUAUAAAACUAUUAAAAGAGAUGAGGUAUUAUUAUCAAUGAGACAUCUUUCAACCAGAACAAUUUUUAUUGCAGUUGUUAUCAAAUGAAUAAAUGUGAUUACAGGAUAAAGUGCGAAAAAAAUAAACAUUAAUAAUGUAUUGACAAUUUUCAAUGCAAUAUAUAGUAUAAUACUUAUCCUGUUGCAUUAAUUGCAAAAAUUUCUGAAUUUACAGUUAUACAUUAUAAUUACUAAAAAUGUAUAUGUCUAUGUGAAAGAGGUUCAUCUGUGUACUUAUUACUAAGUUAUUGUUAUCAUGAAUUAUAAGUUGAUAUUGUCAAUAACGUUUAUGAAAAUAUUUAAUGUAAUUUUUUAUGCAGGUCCAGAAUUAGUUUUUUUUUUUUAAAUGACAAUUUAAAAAAAUCCUUCCAAUGUCUAUUUAUAUAUAAUAUUACAUGUAUUGAUAAUGAAUGCUGCUAGAGGUAUUUUUUGCUCUAUUUUAUCAGAUAAAACUUGUUUGCCACCAAUGAUUAGUAUAGAUAUUUGGACUAUUUUGCUUCUAGAAUUACUUUUAAAUUUUAGAUAAAAAAAAUUGCAUUUCAAUGGCUUUUCACUCCAUUUUAAACAACCUUUGAAUAAUGUAGAAAAGAAGAAUUUCCUGUUUUAUCCGUACAAAAAAAUCCAUUUAAAAUUCUUAAAACUGGUAAACCAGACUCUCAAAGUAAAAGCAUACAAGAGUGGCAGUUUGGAAUUUUAAAACACAAAACAAAAAAUGGAUUCCAGUGAAAUGCACAAAUCUUGCCAUACACUGAAAAUUUGACUACAGGUAAAAUAUUUAUAUAUCACAAAAUUUCUAGUCCUUAUGUUCAGGUUUAUUUAUGGAUAUGCAUUGGAUAUUUUGUUAACUUGUAGGUAUGUUUUUUUAUUGUGGCAUUAUGUGGCUGUCUCAUUGACCUUUAUAUCCAACAUCUUUAUACUCAUUUCUGUCAAUUACAGUUAAUAAUAAAUUCUUCAGCAGGUUAAAAAAAAGCAAUACAUAGAAGUUCUAUAUUUAUUAUGUAUUCAUUAAAAAUUAUCACAUAUAAGUUAUGAAAACAGAGACAUAUACUUUAAAUUCAGAUUUGUUUUUAGUGUAUUUUUGUGAAUGUUUGUCUUAGCAAAAGAAUUAAAUCAAGACUUGGAAACCCUCCUUAAAAUUAUGUUGUAAGAACUAAAAAUGCAAAUUCCAAUUAACAGGAGACUUAUCAUAGAUUAGGUUUAGCAAUAAUAAAAAAUUAAAGCAUUUCAGGAAUUUCUGAAUAUAGGUGUCAGACCAUCAAUUCAAAAUUCCUAUGUAUUCUACCAAACUUUUCAGUUUUCACUGCUCUCUAAAUAUUUGACCUUAAUUAAAACUUCACGAAAACCAUGUAUAUCCAGAAUCAUACAUGAAUUAACUUUCUACAAGCCAAUUAUUUAAUGUUAGUGACGCAAGAUGUUCAAGAAAUAAAGUCCCUGUCAAUUAAAAAUAGCUUGUUGGGUUACUGAAAAUCUGUAUUUAGAAUACAAUUGAGCACAACUACCCUGAAAUUGUGUUGCAAGUUCAUGCACAAGUAAAUUUGGGCUCAAAAUGGUCAAAACAUAUUUCUCAAUAAAAAAAAUUUAACAUUCAUGUAAAAGUUUUAACUAAGCAACAAUAUUAAAUAGCACUAUUUUUGUCAGAGUAGGGCUACUUUUAUGUUCUAAAUUGGAGUGGGUGAAUUGUUAAUCUGACACCUUUACCAAUGUAUUAAUCUGUUAUUAGCCCUUACACACAGAGUGAUGAUAGUUAUAUGCUCAGUGAUAAUUAAAUGUAUUAAUCCGGUCAUUAGCCCUUACACACAGAGUGAUGAUAGUUGUAUGCUCAGUGAUAAUUAAAUGUAUUAAUCCGGUCAUUAGCCCUUACACACAGAGUGAUGAUAGUUAUAUGCUCAGUGAUAAUUAAAUGUAUUAAUCCGGUCAUUAGCCCUUACACACAGAGUGAUGAUAGUUGUAUGCUCAGUGAUAAUUAAAUGUAUUAAUCCGGUCAUUAGCCCUUACACACAGAGUGAUGAUAGUUAUAUGCUCAGUGAUAAUUAAAUGUAUUAAUCCGGUCAUUAGCCCUUACACACAGAGUGAUGAUAGUUAUAUGCUCAGUGAUAAUUAAAUGUGUUCAUACAGGUCAGGUUUUGGUAUUUUUAACUUUAUCAUUUAGUUUUACCAUUAAUUUAGAUAUAUUAGAUAUCAUGCUAUGGUUUAACUGAGGAACUGGAUGGGGUUUACAGAAUAGAGGCUUUUAAAUUAAUGAAUAGAUAAAAACUAGUGAAAAAAAAUAGAGACUAAUUGGGUGCAGAAGUAUAUAGAAUGAUUUUGGAAAAUUAAAGAAUAUGGUAAUACAAUAUGAACGAUGUACAGAAUCAAGAAAUCAUAUAAUUACAGAUUUAUAGCCGAAAAACAUCCCCCAGUAUUAAUUACCAUAGAUAAUCUGUUUAUUGCUAUUGUGCUAUUACAACGUUUAAGUUUACAUUGACAACAUCAUGUGUGCCCCUAGUUUCUAGUGAUAAUUUUCUAUCUCAAGUGAGUAUCAUGAUGAUCCAUGAUCAUGAUGAUAUGAAAAAUUAUCACAAAAAGAUAUCUAGGGAAAAUUCACAAAAAAGCGUUAACAAUGUUAUAUAAAAAAAAAAAAUUCAUGAGAAUUUUACCGAAUAAGCGUUAUUUUUAAAGUUUAAGAAAAAUGCCCCAAAAAUUGAAAGAAUACAGAAAUAGAGAACUCCCUACCCAGACCCUCUUAACUUGCACAGGUUUGCUGUGAAUGAUUAGAAAAUUGUACUAUUUGGUUGAAAUGUGUUAUCAGUAUUGAUGAAAAGCCAAAUAUUUUGAUUAUUAAAUUGGUACCUGUUAUAAAGGUGAUAUAUUAUUUUUCACUGGUUCUAUAUAUCAUGUUAUCAUACCGGUUAUAAAGAUGAUAUUUUAAUGUUUACUGUCUCUAUAUACCAUGAGAUCAUUUCAAGGUGUUGUGUCCUUUUUUCUAUUUUACAACCAUUUUCGGACCAAUAAAUUGUGGCUUUUACAGUUUUAAAAUUAAAUAAAAUAUGUUAAUUUAACUUAAAGAUUAGAUGUAAACUCUAGACUAUUCAUAAAUAGGAAAAAUUAUCAGAAAGUUUUUCAAUGUUAAAAACUAAUAAUUUGGCAGUAUCUUAUUGGACAUUUUGAUACUGCACAAAAACGAGGUUACUAGAUUUGAAAUUUUAGUUUAAUUUCACAAUUCUUAAUAUUGAUCCUUUUAUGUAAGAUGUUAAGUUUCCUUCAUUUGCAAUAUAUUAAAAUUCCUAUUAAAAAUCUAAAAAAAAAUCAGAAUUUGAAUUUUGUAUAUUCCAAUGAAAAUGUUUUACCUAUAUUAACCUGCUUAUUAGGUUUAAAGUGAAAUAUAUUAGAAUAUGAUCAUUGCAGUAAUAUUUGAAAGAAGAUACGUGUAUAUAUCACCUUAUUUAUUAUCAGUUCAUUUAGUAUUGUAAACAAUACAUGUAUUUUCAUCAGUAUUAUAAAAAACAUAGAUGUAUCAUUUAGAUUAUUUAGUGUUUGGAUGUAGUGUAUAUAUGAAAGACAACUCUUUGAAAGCAACAAAUAAAAGGAGUAGAUUUUUCAUUUGCAAUUGAUUAUACUGAAAAUCUGUCCAGUUUGUUAUAGUUUUAAUUUCUAUUAGUGACCUUCCUUAUCUGUAAGAUUUUCUUUUUUUAUGCCAAUUAAUGGUCCACUAGACUUUAAAAGUUUCUCAUGUUUUCAUAGAAAUGCAAAAAAGCUGAAUUUGAAAUAGAAUUCUAUGUUUAACAAAAUUAUUUAGAAAUUUUACAAAACAUUCAGUAUCAGUUGUAGCCAUAAUCAUAAGAACUGUACAAGUGAAUCAUUCCACACAAAAAAUAUAUCCUGAGUGCAUAAAGAGGUCAGCAUGUCAAGGAAUUCCCUAUAUCUAUAUUGAAAUUUUAAAUAUUCCCCUUAACCGUCUGUCCGUCUCUCCGUCUUUCAGUCCGUCCUUCUGUCCAUCUUUCUGUCCGUCCCAAAAGUAUUUUCACAUAUUAUAAUCAUGCUUGUACGGGGGCAUUCAUGUCCUCAGACACAUUCUUCUAUUAUAUUUUAACUAAUUUGUGUGCAUUUAUUUUUGUCUUUCUUUACAUAAUGUAGAAUAACAAGUAAUUCACCUCAUAUUUAGAUGCUGGAAUCAAACAAGAACUCCCCACCACCACAUACAAAUAUUCAGGGUAAUAUGAAUUUUCAGCUUUUUUGACAUACAUAUAUGACUUCUAAAAAAAUUGUGCAAAAAUAACAGUCUUAUUUUGAAGAUGUUCACUGACAAUUUUGGACCCUAAUUUAUUCAUCCCAGUGUUCCAAAAGUCUUUAUUAAUGUUUUUCAAAACAGAUAAUAGAUGAUGGUAGUUUUUUAGUGCUAAUGAAAGCAUGGUUUUCCUACACCACAUUUUGCCUUAAAUGAAGAAAUAGUUAUGAGAUUGUUAGUAAUUUAGUUAUAAUCAAAUAACCAUUUUAUAUUUCACAAAGGGCCUAUAUUUUUCCAUCUUUUGAAAUUGGAAAAACCUAGUUAGACCCUCUUAGAUCCCCUGUAAUUCAUGAAAGGAGAAGAGUGAAAUUGCAAAUUUCCUUGCCGCAUCAAUUUGAAAAUAAGGUCUUGUAAAUAUAGUACCAAACUCACUGGUUAAAGGGGUUUCUCUGUCAUCCUUGUAUUAACUGUAUGCCCUGUGAUUUGACUGGCUGGCAAUAACUAUUGUCGCUUUUUUCAAGAGGUUCUGUAAAUUCAGAAAUUAUUGCGAGGUUUUUAUUAAUGCAAAAAAUGGGACUGGGUAAAUAUCGCAAUAAUAAGAACAAACAUUUUGACAUCUGAUACUUAUAUCUGUAUGCAGAUUUCCCUGAAAUCGCAAUAAUUAAUCCUGCAUAUUUAUUAACUUUUUUAAAAUUGCAAUAAUAAAUGCAUACAAUCAAGGUUAUAAUGAUUUUUCGGUCAACUAAACACAUUCAAGUAUAGGUACUGUAAUGAUCUAGACCAAUGGGUCAUGUAAUAACUUCCUCUAAAUUUAAGUUCAAAGUUCAAAUUAUCAUGACAUAUAGGAUCAUUUUCUAGAAAUUCGAUUUUGGGAACAAAUUACAGUUAACUUAUAAUUUAUCCAUCAAACUGGUACUAAGUAUUUAUUUUGCAUUGUUUCACACAGUAUUCCAAAGAACCAGUAAAUGUUUGUUAUCGUUAUUUAUCUGAACCAGUAUUUAUUUCUCUGUGAUAUAUAUUGUUUGUUUCUUCAAAUUUUAUACAAGAUUUAUUUAUAGCACACAAAUAGAUUUAUAUAAAUUGUCUUUUUCAUAUGGUUGUACAUUUGAGGAAAAAUUUAGUAAAAAGUUUGGUGAUUUUUUGUGAAUUAGGUUAUAUUAUAAAUGAUAGAAUUUUGUAAAGUGAAUGUUUGUUUUCAUUACAAUAAACGUUUCAGAUGCUUGUUGA